AUGGUUCUCGACGUUACCGAUUUCAUCACGGAGCGGGGCGGCAAUCCUGAGAAGAUCAGGGAGUCGCAGCGCCGCCGCCAUGCCCCGGUCGAGGUCGUUGACGAGAUCAUCGCCAUGUGGGAUGACCACAGGAGGACACAAUACGCGGCCACGCAGAUGAACGCGCAAAUCAACGACGUCCAGAAAAAGAUUGGAGCCAAGAAGAAGGCAAAGGAGGACGCCAGCGAGUUCCUCCAGGAGAAGAUUGCUCUUGAAAAGGCCAAGAAGGAGCUGAUCGACUCGGCAGCUGAGAAGCAGAAGCUCCUCGACAAGAAGCUCACCACAAUCGGCAACAUCGUCCACGACUCCGUCCCGGUCAGCGACAAUGAGGACAACAAUGAGGUCAUCAGGACGUACUGCCCAGAGGGCUUGACGGUGGAGAAGCGCGAGUGCCUCAGCCACCACGAGGUGCUCACCAGGCUCGACGGAUAUGACCCGGAUCGGGGUAUCAAGGCGGUCGGACACCGAGGCUAUUUCCUCAGGCAGUGGGGCGUUUUCCUGAACCAGGCCAUUAUAAACUUUGGUCUCGAGUUCCUGAGCAGCAAGAACUUUGUGCCGCUGCAGCCGCCAUUCUUCUUGCUCAAAGAUCAAAUGUCCAAGACUGCCCAGCUGGAGCAGUUUGACGAGGAGCUGUACAAGGUUGUUGACGGCGAGGCGGACAAGUACCUCAUCGCCACUUCGGAGCAGCCCAUCUCUGUGUACCACGCAAAUGAGUGGUUGCUGCCGCAAGACCUGCCUCUGAGAUAUGCCGGAUACAGCACAUGCUUCAGGAAGGAGGCUGGUGGCCACGGCAGGGAUGUCUGGGGAACCUUCCGUGUUCACCAGUUUGAGAAGGUUGAGCAAUUCUGCAUUACCGAACCGGAGAAGUCGUGGGAAAUGUUUGACGAGAUGAUCGCCAACUCGGAGGAAUUUUACAAAGCACUCAGCUUGCCAUACCGCAUUGUUGCUAUCGUCUCAGGCGCAUUGAAUAAUGCGGCUGCAAAGAAGUUUGAUCUGGAAGCGUGGUUCCCAUUUCAGGGAGAAUACAAGGAGCUUGUGUCUUGCUCCAACUGCACCGACUACCAGUCAAGAUCACUUGAGAUCCGAUUUGGCACAAAAACGCAGACUUCUACCAAGAAGGAAUACGUCCACUGCCUGAACUCCACCCUUACAGCCACUUCAAGAACCAUGUGCGCUCUUCUCGAGAACUACCAAACAGAAGAUGGUUUCAAAGUACCGGAGCCUUUGCGCAAAUACCUUCCAGGAGCACCCGAGUUCAUCCCCUUCACCAAGGAGCUUCCUAAGGACAUUGCUGCACAGGCCAAGGCUCUCAAGGAGGCCAAAGCAGCCAGCAAGUCCCAGAAAGGUGCUGCAGGCGCUGCUGGCGCUGCGAAGCAAAAGGUGGCGGAUGCCGCCGCCGCCGCCACCGGUGCAGUCUCGCAAGUUGCAGAGAAGCUGGGAGAGACUAAAGUUUGA
Molecule: messenger RNA, 1494 nt
Organism: Pyricularia pennisetigena
Lineage: Eukaryota; Fungi; Ascomycota; Sordariomycetes; Magnaporthales; Pyriculariaceae
Exons: 9
Coding region: 1-1494 (497 amino acids)
Biological process (GO): seryl-tRNA aminoacylation
Cellular component (GO): cytosol
Molecular function (GO): serine-tRNA ligase activity; tRNA binding; ATP binding
Source: RefSeq, a predicted model, not a curated record